Molecule: messenger RNA, 876 nt
Organism: Olea europaea var. sylvestris
Lineage: Eukaryota; Viridiplantae; Streptophyta; Magnoliopsida; Lamiales; Oleaceae
Exons: 2
Coding region: 1-876 (291 amino acids)
Source: RefSeq, a predicted model, not a curated record
AUGGUGAACGAAUCUAGUGCUCAAAUAGAGAUCCAAAGCCAGAUAAAGCAAGCUGGUUCAUCAAAUAAUUCAUCCGCUAUAGAAUUAAUAACAGGAGAUGUGAUUUCUCUUGUCAACCGACUUGUUAGUGAUCCUAGCAGUCCGUAUUAUCUCCAUUAUGGAGACAACACAAGUAUGCAGCUCAUCUUUGUCACACUUACUAAUGAGAAUUAUGCAACGUGGAGUCAUGCUAUAGUUAUGGCAUUAAGUGUGAAGAACAAGAAGGGAUUCAUUGACGGAUCGAUCAUCAAACCUCCUUUGGAUGAUCCUCUCUAUGGUGCUUGGAGAAGAUGCAAUUAUGUGGUCUCUUCUUGGAUUAUCAACUCCAUUCCAAAGGAGUUAUACCCCAGUGUGAUGCAUAAGGACUUUGCAAGGCAAAUCUGGAUUGAACUCAGAGAUAGAUAUAGCCAAAGACUAUGGGAAGAACUAGAGAAUUAUAGCCCAGAAGCCAACAAUGCCAGAUAUCAAGCUGAAGAUCAGGUUAUGCAGUUCCUUAUGGGUCUAGAUGAACAUUUUUCAAAUGUGAGAAGUCAAAUAUUGUUAAUGGGUCCACUACCUUUACUUAAUAAGGUAUUUGCAUUGAUUUUGCAAGAUGAGAGGCAAAAGGAAAUUGUUGCUAAGAAGCAACAACAAUUUGAUGCAGCAGCUUUUGCUAGCAAAUUAAUUCCCAAGUCCAGUGUUCAAAGAGCUAAUACGUCACAAAAAAAGGAAAGGCCAAUGUGUAGCUACUGUGGAAUGCUUGGGCAUCUUAAAGGGAAAUGUUACAAACUGGUUGGUUAUCCCUCUGGGCACAGAUUUGCUAAAGAAAAAGGUCCAGUAGCAAAUGCAGUUAGUUAA